AACCUGUGUAGAUACCGGAGAGCACAGGGCGUUCAGAGCAGGCAGUCGGGUGUUCGCAGACCAGGGUGAGCCCCUGUGAAAGCAGAUAAAAGAAAACAUUUAUUAAGGUGUCAUUACGAGGGGAGCGCCCGGCUGGGGCUCUCGCACGUCCAAGAAGCAUUUGGCUCCUUCCAGCUCCAGGGCAGGAGGAAAAGAGCCAAAAGGAGGCCAGGAUUUUUUUCGUCCCCGGCCAAGUGGACCUGAUCGAUGGUCCUCCCGACUUUAUUGCGAUAUUUGAUUUAUUAAGGAUGCCCCCCUCCUCUGUGUGGGGCGCGCACGCACACUCACACACAGACACACACACGCGCGCACACACGGCUCUGGCUCGCGUCCCUCCCUCGUUUCCAGCUCCUGGGCGAAUCCCACAUCUGUUUCAACUCUCGCCGAGGGCGAGCGGGAGCGAGUGUGUGUCGGCGGUGCGUCAGGAGGGAAGAGGGGAGAGAAUAAGGUCCCCAAGACGCAGCUUCAGACUCCACAUCCCAAGAGGAGCCACGGAGCGGCCGAAAGCUAGGAUGGCGCCCCCCGGCCUGCUGCUCUGCCUGCUGUCCGCCUCCGUCUUCUCCCUGCUGGGCGGGAGCUCGGCCUUCCUGUCCCACCACCGCCUCAAGGGCCGCUUCCAGAGGGACCGCAGGAACAUCCGGCCCAACAUCAUCCUGGUGCUGACUGACGACCAGGACGUGGAGCUGGGCUCCAUGCAGGUGAUGAACAAGACGCGGCGCAUCAUGGAGCAGGGCGGGGCGCACUUCGUCAACGCCUUCGUGACCACGCCCAUGUGCUGCCCCUCGCGCUCCUCCAUCCUCACCGGCAAGUACGUCCACAACCACAACACCUACACCAACAACGAGAACUGCUCCUCGCCCUCCUGGCAGGCGCAGCACGAGAGCCGCACCUUCGCCGUGUACCUCAACAGCACGGGCUACCGCACGGCUUUCUUCGGCAAGUACCUCAACGAGUACAACGGCUCGUAUGUGCCGCCCGGCUGGAAGGAGUGGGUCGGACUCCUGAAAAACUCCCGCUUCUACAACUACACGCUGUGUCGGAACGGGGUGAAGGAGAAGCACGGCUCUGACUACUCCAAGGAUUACCUCACAGACCUCAUCACCAACGACAGUGUGAGCUUCUUCCGCACGUCCAAGAAGAUGUACCCACACAGGCCGGUCCUAAUGGUCAUCAGCCACGCUGCCCCCCACGGGCCCGAGGACUCGGCUCCGCAGUACUCACGCCUCUUCCCCAAUGCAUCCCAGCACAUCACACCGAGCUACAACUAUGCACCGAACCCGGACAAGCACUGGAUCAUGCGCUACACGGGGCCCAUGAAGCCCAUCCACAUGGAGUUCACCAACAUGCUGCAGCGGAAGCGCCUCCAAACCCUCCUGUCUGUGGACGACUCCAUGGAGACGAUUUACAACAUGCUGGUGGAAACAGGCGAGCUGGACAACACCUACAUCGUCUACACUGCCGACCACGGCUACCACAUCGGCCAGUUUGGACUGGUGAAAGGGAAGUCCAUGCCGUAUGAGUUUGACAUUCGAGUCCCCUUCUAUGUGAGGGGCCCCAACGUGGAGGCCGGCUCUCUGAAUCCCCACAUCGUCCUCAACAUCGAUUUGGCCCCUACCAUCCUGGACAUUGCCGGCCUGGACAUCCCUGCAGACAUGGAUGGGAAAUCUAUCCUCAAGCUGUUGGACAUGGAGCGGCCAGUGAAUCGGUUUCACUUGAAAAAGAAAAUGAGGGUCUGGCGGGACUCCUUCUUGGUGGAGAGAGGCAAACUGCUCCAUAAGAGGGACAGCAGCAAGGUAGAUGCCCAGGAGGAGAACUUCCUGCCCAAGUUCCAGCGCGUGAAGGACCUGUGUCAGCGUGCCGAGUACCAGACAGCAUGUGAGCAGCUGGGGCAGAAGUGGCAGUGUGUGGAGGAUGCCUCGGGAAAGCUGAAACUUCACAAGUGCAAGGGCCCUGUUCGGCUUGGCAGCAGCAGUGACAAACCCUUUUCCAACCUCGUGCCCAAAUACUACGGGCAGGGGAGCAAAGCCUGCACCUGUGAGCGUAGCGACUACAAGCUGGGCCUGGCUGGACGCCGGAAGAAGCUCUUCAAGAAGAAGUACAAGGCCAGCUAUGGGCGUAACCGUUCCAUCCGCUCCGUGGCCAUUGAGGUAGACGGCGAAGUGUACCACCUAGGCCUGAAUGAAGCACCCCAGACCCGCAACAUUACCAAGCGGCACUGGCAGGGAGGCCAUGAGGACCCAGAUGACAAGGAAGGUGGGGGCUUCAGUGGCACUGGAGGCCUUCCAGACUACUCAGCCCCCAACCCCAUUAAAGUAACCCAUAGGUGCUACAUCCUAGAAAAUGACACAGUCCAGUGUGACCUGGACCUAUACAAGUCCCUGCAGGCCUGGAAAGACCACAAACUACACAUCGACCAUGAGAUUGAAACUCUUCAGAACAAAAUUAAGAACCUCAGGGAAGUUCGAGGUCACCUAAAGAAAAAGCGCCCAGAAGAAUGUGACUGCCACAAAAUUAGCUACCAAACCCAACACAAAGGCCGCCUCAAGCACAAAGGCUCCAGCCUGCACCCUUUCAGGAAGGGUCUGCAAGAGAAGGACAAAGUGUGGCUGCUAAGGGAACAGAAGCGCAAGAAGAAACUGCGCAAGCUGCUCAAGCGUCUCCAGAAUAAUGACACAUGCAGCAUGCCGGGCCUCACAUGCUUCACCCACGACAACCAGCACUGGCAAACAGCGCCUCUCUGGACAUUGGGACCUUUCUGUGCCUGCACAAGUGCCAACAAUAAUACAUACUGGUGCAUGAGGACAAUCAACGAGACCCAUAACUUUCUCUUCUGUGAAUUUGCAACUGGCUUCCUGGAGUAUUUUGACCUUAACACAGACCCGUACCAGCUGAUGAAUGCAGUGAACACACUGGACAGGGACGUGCUAAAUCAGUUACAUGUGCAGCUCAUGGAGCUGAGAAGCUGCAAAGGCUACAAGCAAUGCAACCCCCGGACACGGAACAUGGACCUUGGACUUAAAGAUGGAGGAAGCUAUGAGCAAUACAGGCAGUUUCAGCGUCGAAAAUGGCCAGAAAUGAAGAGACCAUCUUCCAAAUCACUGGAACAACUGUGGGAAGGUUGGGAAGGUUAACAAGCAACAGGGACGGACCUCCGAAACCAGAGGCUUCCCUGACUUACCAGGCCAUAAAGAAUGAGCCACAUCAGAUUCCUGACUGACCUGCAAUACAGGCCAGGAGGUCUGAGAGAGAGACAACUGCUUUCAGUCAACACUGGCAUAUUCUGGAGGACAACCAUCAGAAGCGGACAACUUCAGGACGUCCCAUUUCACCCCUGCUUUGCUUUGGAUUAUGCCUCACUAGCUGCACAAAAUGCAUUUUCAUAUCAAAAAGUCACCAGUAAUCUUCUUUGAGAAUCUCGAGGGAGAAACACAGAUUUUCAUGGAAACUUGCACACAGGUGAGAGGUGAAAGUUGCUGGAGUUUUUUUAAAAAUCAUAGAAAAACAACAAUACUGGUUUAAAUCCUCUUAUUCUUUUAAUUCAUCACAAAGCAGGAUGGGCAACUUGCAGAUGCUGAAAACUGCACAGUUUAACAAAGAAUCAAUAGCACAAAAAGUGACAUUUAUUUAGCACUAUAACCCUGGUUGCCUCUUAAGAAACUGCCUUCCCUGUAUAUAUAAUGUGACUAUUUACAUGUAACCAACGUGGGAACUUUUAGGGGAAUAAUCCCAAUUUUUCAAGCGUGGUGGUGUCAAUAAACGCUCUGUGGCCAGUGUAAAAGAAAAUCUAA
Molecule: messenger RNA, 3827 nt
Organism: Cavia porcellus (domestic guinea pig)
Lineage: Eukaryota; Metazoa; Chordata; Mammalia; Rodentia; Caviidae
Gene: Sulf2
Product: sulfatase 2
Exons: 21
Coding region: 288-3170 (960 amino acids)
Biological process (GO): negative regulation of fibroblast growth factor receptor signaling pathway; positive regulation of Wnt signaling pathway; glomerular basement membrane development
Cellular component (GO): plasma membrane; Golgi apparatus; endoplasmic reticulum
Molecular function (GO): N-acetylglucosamine-6-sulfatase activity; glycosaminoglycan binding; calcium ion binding
Source: RefSeq, a predicted model, not a curated record